This is a messenger RNA of Melopsittacus undulatus (budgerigar), 3318 nucleotides long. RefSeq names its product BEN domain containing 7 (gene BEND7). The coding region runs from base 258 to 1550 and encodes 430 amino acids. NCBI's taxonomy places the organism in Eukaryota, Metazoa, Chordata, Aves, Psittaciformes, Psittaculidae. Gene Ontology annotation, molecular function: DNA binding. The transcript has 9 exons. The record is from RefSeq and is a predicted model, not a curated record.
AGGCGGCGGCGGUGCCCGGCAUCGCCCCCUCGGGGCUGCCCCCGCCGCACCCCGCUUUGCCUCAAAGUUUAGGGCGGGAGGUAAAGGGGGUGUGAGGGGAAAGAGCGGAGCCAACUUGUCCCGGAGCCCUUUAUUCACCGCCGGAGCCGCUGUCUCCCAACCCCCGCGUGUUUUUUGCUGAUUAAAAGACACGGACCUCGGUCCUGCUACCACCGGCGGGUGGCCGCCCGGCCGCCCCGCUCCUUCCUGCCCGCACCAUGGAGUUCACGCAGAGGAAGAGAAGCAGGAAAUCCCAAAGCUUUAAACUGAUCAACGAAGAUUACCACCCUGAGAUAUAUAAGAUCUCUGACUACAGCAAUGAUGUUAAUGGGGAGACCAAAGAAACACAACCAUUUUUUUUAGGAGAUGAAAGCCGGGAAAUUAAAAAACAAAUUACAGGGAUGAGAAGAUUACUGAAUGACAGCACUGGAAGAAUCUAUCAACGAGUUGGCAAAGAAGGAGAAAAACUAAAGGAGGAGCCCCAAGAUUUAGACUUAGCCUGGGCCCAGCGCCUGAAUUCCCCUGCAGAGUCCCAGGCGAGCCUUCAUUCUUCACAGAGCGGUUCAUGGAAUGAAUUAUCACCCCAAGGCAGCCAUUUUUCAGGGCAAUAUGGAACUCGAUCCAAAACGUUCCAAAAUCAAACACGAACCGUGGCAUCCAAUGGAGAAAUCCCAAUGAUGAAUUCAUCAAUUGGACCAAACUGCUGUACCUGUAAUUGCCAGUCAACCCUGCAGGCUAUCCUUCAGGAGCUCAAGACCAUGCGAAAAUUGAUUCAGAUUCAAGCAGUUGGGACUCAAAACAGACAGCAGCCUCCUGCUCCUCUGAUUUGUGCACAGAAGUCAACAAUAGCAAGAAAGAGAAAUAAAAAGAAAAAACUGCCCCUCAAAACUGUUGAGACAAUUACCAUGAAUAAGAAACCCAACCCUGCAGAGAACGAAAAGAAACUAUCAGCAAACUUGGAACAAUCGAGUCUACAAGCAGUUGAAACCCCCUUAAAACCAGAAACCCCUGUUUCAGGAUUUGGCAUUAUCCUUGAAUCAGCUUCAUCAGAUCCAGAAGUGCAACUUGCAGAAGGCUUUGACGUCUUCAUGCCGAAAUCUCAGCUGGACUCUAUAUUGUCAAACUAUACUCGCUCAGGAAGUCUGCUCUUUAGGAAGCUGGUCUGUGCAUUUUUUGAUGACAAGACUUUGGCUAACUCUUUACCAAACGGCAAAAGGAAAAGAGGGCUCAAUGACAACCGGAAAGGACUAGACCAAAAUAUUGUGGGUGCAAUAAAAGUCUUUACAGAAAAAUACUGCACUGCUAACCAUGUGGAUAAACUGCCUGGUCCUAGGGACUGGGUCCAGAUUCUUCAGGAUCAAAUUAAACUUGCAAGAAGACGGUUAAAAAGAGGCUCAGCAGAGGCACCUGACUGUGAUGAGAAGCUGGACAUUUCUCUCCUACAAACAGGUAGCCUUUUCGACACCACAACAGACCAUCUGAUAGACACAAACCUGGAUUUUUCCCCUUGAAUUUCACAUCCCGCAUCAGUGUUUGUAGUGGAUAAAGGCAUCCUCUCCUUUGGAUAACAUUCCCACCAGAUCGGCGCAAGAGCUUCCGUGUACCACAAGACAUGGACAAUCCAAUUGCUUUCAUCUCAAGUUUGUGUCAUUUCAUGCAUUUUCCAUGUAACCUCAAAUCACAAAGCUACCGGAUCACUUCACUCUUCUUCAUCUUAAUUAAAGAUGAUUUCCCUCUGCAUCCAAUGCACUAUUUAAUUAGCAGGGCAUCCACUCUGAAGACAUCCUCUUGCCUUUGUUUCUCCUCCAUGAUUGUCUUUUUCCAUGUGGUUGUAACACUUGCCAGCAGUGUUCCAUACACACAGCCACGUGACUCUUCCUGUCUCCAGGCAUCUCUCUCCAUCAGGAGCCCCAGGGGCUCGAUGAGCAUUUGACUUGCUCUUUGCAGACCCGCUUUUCCUCUCCUGGCUGUUGUGUUACCAGUGACCAGGAUUCCUCCCAGCAGUGCCCAGUGUCCUAAUUGUAGCAAGGAGAAGCUAUUCCUCAGACAACUUCUCCUGUGUGGUCCUAUUGGGAUGGCUCUUGAGCAUCUUUGCAGUGCCAAUGGCUGGUCAUUCCCCCCUCACUCGCCUGCACUUCAAUCUCAAACCGUAUCAGUUUGCUGGUUUCCAGGAAGAGGGUCUGCACACUGUGAUUUUUCAGCCACUGCCCUUGGCGACAAUGUUCAACCAUUUUUGAAGCUCAAGUCACCUUUUCCCUGGCACUCGAUUGAUACCUCAGCAGUAAAGAUGAGUGAAUCGAUCAAGACAUUGCACUAUCCUCUUAGACGUUGAAAGGGUCAGUCCUUUCAGGCUGGGGCUAAGGUAAAAUCGUAUGUGUCCUCCAUGCAAACCUUCACUUCUGCACCUUCAUCAGCACUAAAUUCACUUUAAAGAUGUUGAGAAAAAGUCUGGCAGGUCUUGACCUGCAUCAUCCAUCACCAGGUAGUCUGAGCGUGUUUCCUGGAAUUCAAGGGAGAGCUGCUAGAGCCUUCACCGUUGUGCUCCAUUUCCCUGUGGAUAUUUUAGCUGCAUCUUUUUUGGGUUUCAAACUGUUUGGCCUUUGAGUGUCUCAACAGAAGUGCUAUUACAGAGUGGGAUGGUUGUCAAAAUAUUGAAUUUCUUUAGCAAUCCUAAAGCCUGUUUCUCAGAUGUCACCCAGUGCCCACAAAUAACACUGAAGCCAACAGGAGUGCUUUGGUCUCUUGGCACCUGAGAAACCAGGCUCCCAGCCCUUCCCCACACACCUCCUGUGGACUCUUUGGAAUGCCUGUGUUCUCUCUGAAGCUGUGGAAUAGAUUGAAUGUGCACUGCAAACCUUAAGAUUUGAGUCUUUUCUUCCUUCGUGGCUUGGAGUUGCCUGUCUUGGGCAGGGGGCACUGCUUCGUUGUGUCCGUAUCGUAACUUUUCAGCAAAGGAGUCAGCGUUUUGUACCUUUGGAAGAUUGCGUUUGUGUUUCCUUCCUGUGACUACUGUUGAGACUUUCUUCAGAAAUCUUUUUAUAGGGUUUAUUAGAGAAAAAGAAGAAUCAUUCCAUAUUUAGGUAAAAACGUCUCAAUCUUCUGUAUAUAUGUUUUAUUAAUAUGUAAAUAUUUAGCUAUUUUUAAAUUACUAUGUUCUUAAUAAAGCGACAAGGGACUAGUUGUGACAUGGUGUAUAACGUUGUGGCGUGGUAUGGAUCUCUGGGAAACCCUCUUUGUCAGUUCAAGAAAAGGAAACUACAAUAAAUAACUUUAAUUGCA